Halichondria panicea is the source of this 603-nucleotide messenger RNA. Its product is annotated as protein Skeletor, isoforms B/C-like. The record is from RefSeq and is a predicted model, not a curated record. The transcript has 6 exons. NCBI's taxonomy places the organism in Eukaryota, Metazoa, Porifera, Demospongiae, Suberitida, Halichondriidae. The coding region runs from base 91 to 588 and encodes 165 amino acids.
GGUCUCCGUAUAAGUGAAUGUGUGGGCGUACACAGUGUAUAGUAGAUGAUGUCCAUCCAUUCUUCACAACCUCAUGCAACCUAGUACCUCAUGGAGUGCAGCAUGUAUUGGAGUGUAUUUGUCACCUUCUUACUUGCCUUUUCCUUCAAGGCUACUAAUGGUCAGGUCGAGGACAUACUGGUUGGUACGCUCCCCAACUUCCAACACGGCAUAGGAGGGCAGCUGUAUCUAAGGGAUACAAAAACACUUGUCAUUGAGAACUUCUCCUAUGAUGGACUCGGAGUAGAAACCUUUCUCUACUACUUCAAGCCUGGCCAGGAGGCUGUGCACGGUGAAGGGAUCUUCAUUCCAGUGCCGGGUGGAAACCCUGCAGAUGGUAGCUUUGUGAAUAGACGUCGCUAUAGUGGAGAGCAGUUGGUGAUUGAUUUGCCUGAGGGCACAGAUGCGUGUGACAUUGGGGAGCUGACCAUUUGGUGUCGACCGUUUCGAGUAUACUUUUCAUCCAUCACGCUUAAUCAUGACGUUUUAUUUGAGGAGCGUGCAGGGCCCGAUGAAGAAUGUCUCAUCAAGGGAAGAGGUUGGUUAUAAUAAGACCCCCAGCUG